Molecule: messenger RNA, 1585 nt
Organism: Elaeis guineensis (African oil palm)
Lineage: Eukaryota; Viridiplantae; Streptophyta; Magnoliopsida; Arecales; Arecaceae
Product: ethylene-responsive transcription factor ERF014
Biological process (GO): regulation of DNA-templated transcription
Molecular function (GO): DNA binding; DNA-binding transcription factor activity
Source: RefSeq, a predicted model, not a curated record
GCUACCAAUGUUGUCAAAUGACCAGCAGCCUCAUUCAUACAUGGCCAUUGCUUUUGCCCGCUCUCCUUUUUUGUGGUAGGUUGCUUAGAUCAAAGAGGGUAUCCACCAUAUCUCCUCUCUAUAAAUACCCCACCCAUCUCAUUCCCUUCUCCCACUAGGAACACCCUAUAGAGCUAGUGAGGAAGAUUAGGUACAACAAAGCAAUCCAGCAGUACACACUAUCACCAUCAACCAUCCAUGGUUAAGAGUAGCAGCAACAGGGUCCUUGAUGCUUCCAACUCUUCCAUCCCACGCCCUAACACCACCACCACCACCACCACCACCACCAAGCUCCAAGCAAAGGAUGAAAGUACGAGGAAGAGGCAAUACAAGGGAGUGAGGAUGAGGAGCUGGGGUUCCUGGGUCUCAGAGAUAAGAGCACCCCAUCAGAAGACCAGGAUCUGGCUGGGCUCCUACUCCACCCCUGAAGCCGCUGCGAGGGCCUACGACGCCGCCCUCCUUUGCCUCAAGGGCUCGUCGGCCACCCUCAACUUCCCCACCUCCCUCCCCUACCACCCUCCCAAUACCGUCAUGUCCCCCAAGUCCAUUCAGAGAGCCGCCGCUGCCGCCGCGCACGCCGUCACCCCCACCACCUCCACGCUCAGCCCUGCGACCACCCCAUCGCCUUCAUCACCAUCCGAUGCCACCGAAGACUCUCCAUCCACCACCACGACGAGCUCGAACAGCUGCAUGGCGAACACCAUCGAAGACGAAUCGUGGAUCGACUUCGGAGCAUUCCAGUCGCCGAAACUUAUGGAUCAAACGAUCAGCCCGUUGAUUUCUUCUUGGGAGGAGUUGGAUGAGGAGGGAGACUUCAAACUUUGGAGCUUCUGCUAGAUCGAGAAUGAGAUACUGCAUAGGUUCUAAUCCAUUCAUGAUCAACUAGAUGUUCCUUCUCACCUCUUCUAGAUUUAGAUGAAAUAAAGACGAGGUGAUUCUGACGGUAAGUGACCGCAUUGGUCUUCAUCUAUUUGAUUUAAUUUUAUUUCCGAUAGGUGAAGAUCCCAUGGAGCUGCAUGGUUUUAGGAUUCAGGUUGUUCCUUGGAGUUUCUACAAUUGCACACAAACACGGGUUUCUAUAUUUGCAAACUUUUUUGUUGGAGAGGGGUGAAUAAUAAAGGGAUUAUGGGAAUAUUACUUCAUUAUCGCCUACGAAUGGAUGGAUUCCAAUCGUUGCUUGGGAAAGAAGCAUGUGGUCAGGAAUUCCUUUAUCUAAAAGGAAACUUGGGAGGGAAGCCAUGAACACAGAUGAUAAAUCCAGAUCUCUUGGGCAAUAGCCGUUGGAUUGACAUGAUGGAGGGAGGCCUGGAUGAGAAGAGGGAUCCAUGUAUUCCCUUCAACGAGCACAGUUGACACUGAUGUUGGCACUGUUCUUUAGUCUGCCUGCUUUGGAAUAUAUUCCCAUGAUUCAAAACAUCCAAAUGUGUCCUUGUUUCAUCGGAACUUUAUAUCUGUAAUAUUGCUUUAUGUCAAUGCAUCAUUAUGGACACUGCAGAAGAGACAAAAUCGGCCAAAACAAAUAAUUUUUCUAUCUUCAAAGUGGUCA